This is a messenger RNA of Chrysochloris asiatica (Cape golden mole), 1704 nucleotides long. It is a transcript of the gene CAMKK2, whose product is annotated as calcium/calmodulin-dependent protein kinase kinase 2, beta. The record is from RefSeq and is a predicted model, not a curated record. The transcript has 16 exons. Lineage: Eukaryota; Metazoa; Chordata; Mammalia; Afrosoricida; Chrysochloridae. Gene Ontology annotation, molecular function: protein kinase activity; ATP binding. Gene Ontology annotation, biological process: activation of protein kinase activity; protein phosphorylation; CAMKK-AMPK signaling cascade. The coding region runs from base 1 to 1704 and encodes 567 amino acids.
AUGUCAUCAUGCGUCUCUAGCCAGCCCAGUGGCGACCGGGCCGUCCCCCAGGAUGAGCUGGGGGGUGGGGGUGGCAGCAGCAGCCAGAAGCCCUGUGAGGCGCUGCAGGGACUCUCAACCUUGAGCCUCCGCCUGGACAUGGAGUCCUUCAUUAUAGUCACUGAGUGUGAGCCGGGCCUUACUGCCGAUGACCGAGAGGCCCCCAGGCCCCAGCUCUCCAGUCGGAAGUUCUCUCUGCAGGAACGCCCCCAGGGUGGGCCAGCAACCAGCAGUGCCUCUGACACGAAUGGGCGUUGCAUCUACCCAUCCCUGCCCUACUCGCCUGCCGGGUCCCCGCAGUCUUCGCCAAGGCUGCCCCGCCGGCCCACGGUGGAGUCUCAUCAUGUCUCUAUCACGGGUAUACAGGACUGUGUGCAACUGAAUCAGUACACGCUCAAGGAUGAAAUUGGGAAGGGCUCCUAUGGUGUGGUCAAGUUGGCCUACAAUGAAAACGACAACACCUACUAUGCAAUGAAAUUGCUGUCCAAGAAGAAGUUGAUCCGCCAGGCAGGCUUCCCACGUCGUCCCCCGCCCCGAGGCACCCGGCUUGCCCCGGGGGGCUGCAUCCAGCCCAGGGGCCCCAUCGAGCAGGUGUACCAAGAAAUCGCCAUCCUCAAGAAGCUGGACCACCCCAACGUGGUGAAGCUGGUGGAGGUCCUGGAUGACCCCAACGAAGAUCAUCUGUACAUGGUGUUUGAACUGGUCAACCAAGGGCCUGUGAUGGAGGUGCCAACCCUCAAGCCUCUUUCUGAAGACCAGGCCCGGUUCUACUUCCAGGACCUGAUCAAGGGCAUUGAAUAUUUACACUACCAGAAGAUCAUCCACCGGGACAUCAAACCUUCCAACCUCCUGGUUGGAGAAGAUGGGCAUAUCAAGAUUGCUGACUUUGGCGUCAGCAAUGAGUUCAAGGGCAGUGACGCACUCCUCUCGAACACCGUGGGCACGCCUGCCUUCAUGGCGCCUGAGUCCCUCUCAGAGACCAGGAAGAUCUUUUCAGGAAAGGCGUUGGAUGUUUGGGCCAUGGGUGUGACGCUGUACUGCUUUGUCUUUGGCCAGUGCCCAUUCAUGGAUGAGCGGAUCAUGUGUUUACAUAGUAAGAUCAAGAGCCAGGCCCUGGAGUUUCCUGACCAGCCCGACAUAGCCGAGGACCUGAAGGAUCUGAUCGCCCGCAUGUUGGACAAGAACCCUGAGUCGAGGAUCCUGGUGCCGGAUAUCAAGCUGCACCCUUGGGUCACAAGGCACGGGGCAGAGCCGCUGCCGUCGGAGGAUGAGAACUGCACCUUGGUCGAGGUGACGGAAGAGGAGGUCGAGAACUCAGUGAAACACAUUCCCAGCCUGGCGACCGUGAUCCUGGUGAAGACCAUGAUUCGAAAACGUUCCUUUGGGAACCCAUUUGAGGGCAGCCGGCGGGAAGAGCGUUCCCUGUCAGCGCCUGGGAACCUGCUCAUCAAAAAACCCACCAGGGAAUGUGAGCCCCUCUCUGAGCCCAAGGAAGGUCGUCAGCGCAGACAGUCCUCAGGGCUCCUGGCCGCCCCCCGUAGGGGAGGAGGAGGUGCUCCUGUGAAGGCUGGGUCCCCUGCCGACAGUUGGGGAGUCCCAGGUGCCGGCUCCCCUGCACGCAUGCAACCCCCACAGCCUGAGGAGGAAGUGAUGGAGCCGGAGUAG